CGAAGCGAGGGGUUUCUGGGGCUGCGCUCGAUGUCGUGCGACCACUGACGCGGCACAUCAUGUGAUGGCAUCGUCAAGUAUGGGCCCCCGGGUUCGGCCUUAUUUUCUGAUCCUUUCGCUCGCUCGAGGGUUACGGCUGUUUAUCCCGACGACUUUCACGAUUACGGCCGAUAAGGCGACGAAAAGCGAGGCCGACGACAACGGCACACUGGAAAGCGACUCUGACCUCACUUGUUACUGACGAAGUACCUUUUCACUGUUCGUUUCCGAUUCACAGAAGAAGCAACGCGACAUAGCUGUGCCAUCGCAACUGGCACCGCAGCACAGCAUCAUCAUCAUCGUCACGCCAUAUCAGAUCAUCACCAUCACCACCGUCAACACCGUCACCACCAAAAAAAUGGCAUCAGGCACGUUCGCAGGCCCAAGCACAGGCGCCAGCACCACAGACCCAAAACGGGCGCUGCUGCUCCUCGCACCGUUGGCCUCAUCGACGGCGUCGCUCGUCUUCGGAUGGGACCAGCAGCUGUUCCUGUCGCUACUCGCAAGGUCGACGCACGGCGAGGCCACGCUGCCGGGGUACUGGCGGGCGCUGUUCCCGCGCGGCGUGGCGAGAGUGCUGGCGCUGCUGGCCGUGACGGCGGGGGCGUCGGCGGGCGCGGCGUUGGCACACGGCGGGAUGCUGGCGCGGAGGGGCGCGCUGGGGUGGUAUGUCGCCGCGGGGGCGCUGGCGCUGGGGCACCUGGGGUUCGUGCCGGCGGUGGCGGGGCGGAUCAGGGAGUUGGUGGAGAGGGAUGGGGAGGAGGGCACGAGUAGUAGUACAGGUCGUUCUGCUAGGGCUGCUGCUGUGGCGGAUCUGGGUAGUGGUGAUGAUGUUGAUGCUGAUAAGAAGGGAGAGGCCGGGAGAAGCAGCGGCAGCGGCAAGAGUCCAAAGUCCAACGUGGAGCUGCAGAGGGAGUGGCUGCGCAUCAACCUCGCGAGGACGCUGACGACGGACCUGGGCGCGUGGGUGUGCGCCUUUGUGGCGGCGGUUAAGACGUUUUCAUAGAUGUUGCCCUAUGCCAUGGGACCUUUACAACAAUGGUUCUAAUGCCGACGACUGUGUGUCUUCUUGAAGCCC
Messenger RNA from Purpureocillium takamizusanense, 1117 nucleotides. RefSeq lists its product as uncharacterized. The transcript has a single exon. The coding region runs from base 398 to 1045 and encodes 215 amino acids. The record is from RefSeq and is a predicted model, not a curated record. NCBI's taxonomy places the organism in Eukaryota, Fungi, Ascomycota, Sordariomycetes, Hypocreales, Ophiocordycipitaceae.